Molecule: messenger RNA, 596 nt
Organism: Theobroma cacao (cacao)
Lineage: Eukaryota; Viridiplantae; Streptophyta; Magnoliopsida; Malvales; Malvaceae
Source: RefSeq, a predicted model, not a curated record
AAAUUGCAGAAGGAAGAUAAGACAGGAUAGGUUGAUCAUGAAGAGGGUACUUCUGGUUCUGUUUUUCCUGGGACUGGUAUUGUUGCAUUGUCAAGCUGAUGCCAGAAGGUUUUUAUUGGGGGUGGAGACACAGAAAACAGGUAAUCAGGUUGUAUCUGAUGAUGAACCUGGAAAGUCAGGAACUGAUGAGAAACCGGCCACUGCUUUAGGUCCAACAGUUGGAGCAAAAAGUGACGAUGGAAGCAGCAAUGAAGAUGAGAGCAACAAUAGCUAUGGAACCUAUGGAAAUCCAUCUGGAUCAUCUACUGAGAACCACCAUCACUACACAAGUGACCACCCACCAGUAAAAGGGAAUUAGUCUGUUAUGAAGAAAAUGGUUUGUGUAUAUGUGUACUGAUUUGAUAAUAGUGUGGAACUGAUGGAUCUGGGGUGUGAUAUCGGCUGCUUAGUUGUCUAUUCCAAUUCCAGACAACUAAGUACAUUUAUGGUAUCAGAUUGUUAUGUACUGUGCAACUUUGUGUGCUAUAUUCUGUCAUGGUUUUCGGCCUCUAGGCCAAUUGCAUAUUGUGCUGAACAAUAUCAGUACUUGUAAUAAA